Molecule: messenger RNA, 5752 nt
Organism: Manacus vitellinus (golden-collared manakin)
Lineage: Eukaryota; Metazoa; Chordata; Aves; Passeriformes; Pipridae
Gene: VWA8
Product: von Willebrand factor A domain containing 8
Exons: 45
Coding region: 142-5637 (1831 amino acids)
Cellular component (GO): cytoplasm
Molecular function (GO): ATP binding; ATP hydrolysis activity
Source: RefSeq, a predicted model, not a curated record
GCGGGCGGCGCGGCCGCGGCGCACGGUGCAGCCCGCCCCGAGGUCAGGGCGCUGCAUAGCUCAGGUGAUACUGUCACUAUUGGAGAUGUGUCUUUUAAACUCAAAACACCGAAGAACCCAGAACUUGUUCCACAGAACUACAUGACAGAUUCUCUGGCCCAGUCUGUAGUCCACCAUUUAAGAUGGAUAAUGCAGAAAGAUCUUCUUGGCCAAGAUGUCUUUCUUAUUGGGCCCCCUGGGCCUCUCCGGCGAUCUAUUGCCAUGCAGUAUCUGGAGCUAACAAAGCGGGAGGUUGAAUAUAUUGCACUGUCGAGGGACACCACAGAAACUGACCUCAAACAACGACGAGAGAUCCGAGAUGGUAGUGCUUUUUAUCUUGAUCAGUGUGCGGUUCGUGCAGCUACUGAAGGCAGAAUUCUUGUUCUGGAAGGCUUGGAGAAGGCUGAGCGGAACGUCCUGCCAGUGUUAAACAAUUUACUGGAGAAUAGGGAAAUGCAGCUUGAAGAUGGUCGUUUUCUCAUGUCUGCAGAGCGUUAUGACAAACUUUUGCAGGAUCAUACAAAAUCAGAGUUAGAUGCAUGGAAGAUUGUUCGGGUCAGUGAAGAUUUUCGAGUGAUAGCACUGGGCCUGCCAGUACCUAAAUACUCUGGUAACCCUUUGGAUCCACCUCUUCGCUCUCGAUUUCAAGCUAGAGAUGUUUAUCAUCUGCCCUUUAAGGACCAUCUUCAGCUAUUAUAUUCAAUUGGAUCAAACAUUUCCACAGAGAGAAUUUCUCAGCUCCUGUCUUUUGCUACAACUCUCUGCUCUCAAGAAUCUUCUACACUGGGACUUCCAGAUUUUCCUUUAGACAGCUUAUCGGCUGCCGUUCAGAUUUUGGAUUCCUUUCCUAUGAUGUCAGUCCAGCAUGUUAUUGACCGGCUUUACCCCUAUAAUAUUUUCCUUGGAAAGGAAGGCAGGACUGCAGUCAAAGACAUGUUAAAACGUUUUGAGCUUCAAGAUUCAGAAAACCACUUGAUUCCCAGAAAGAUUACUAAAGUAGAAAGUGUACAUGGAAACAAACCCUUCAAAGCUGAUGUAACUGUCCAAAUUGGUGAAAAAGAAGUGACAUUCCAGGUUCCAGCUGGAACUGGACUGUUAAAAAAUCAUCCUCGAUCAGAUACUUUCAUAAGGACUUCCAGCCAUAAUCAACUGUUGGCAGAAAUGAUGCAAUCCCAUAUGGUUAAAGAUAUGUGCUUAAUUGGAGGAAAAGGCUGUGGCAAAACUGUUAUUGCUAAGGAGUUUGCUGAUAUACUAGGAUAUAGCAUAGAACCUAUCAUGCUUUACCAGGAUAUGACGGCUAGAGACUUGCUACAGCAAAGGUAUACUCUUCCUAAUGGAGACACUGCUUGGAGACCCUCGCCACUUGUUACUGCAGCUCUGGAAGGGAAGCUUGUUAUUCUUGAUGGCAUUCAUCGAAUUAACCCUGGCACUCUAGCUGUACUUCAAAGACUAGUACAUGACAGAGAACUGACUCUGUAUGACGGCACCAGAUUGUUAAGGAAAGAUAGAUAUCAAAACUUAAAAGAAGAAUUACAGCUCUCUGAUGAAAAACUGCGCGAAAGGUCUACCUUUCCUAUCCAUCCUUCUUUCAGAAUAGUGGUCUUAGCAGAACCUCCUGUCAUUGGAAGUAGUACCCAACAAUGGCUGGGUCCAGAGUUUUUGACACUCUUUCUUUUUCAUAAUGUUCGAUCUUUAAGCAAGAGUGAAGAAAUUGAAGUUAUUAAAAAAAUGAUUCCAAAUGUGCCUAGUGUUGCUGUGGAGCAGUUGUUGUCAUUAACGCACAAACUUCGAGAGACAAAUGAUGCCACAGCACAGUCACUGGCUUCAUUUUUAUCUACUCGACAACUAUUGCGAAUUUGUCGUCGACUGUCACAACAUCCAGAUGAAAGCCUUUAUGAUGCUGUUAAUAAAGCCUGCCUUUCCAGGUUUCUGCCAAAUCUCGCUAGAUCAGCUUUACAUAAAAAUCUUCAGGAUUCUGGUAUUGAAAUGAGUCCAGAUAACACAAAGAAACUGGAGGAAAAGGAUUACACAUGUGAAAUAAACAAUGGGAUUCUGAAGAUAGGGUCUGUGACAAUGCCAAUUUAUAACUCAGCUGAGAAAAUGAAAGUGCCUGAUGUUUUGUUUUAUGAAAACGCACAACACAUGAUGGUAAUGGAAGAUAUGCUCAAGGACUUUCUGCUGGGAGAACAUCUUCUUUUAGUUGGCAACCAGGGUGUUGGGAAAAACAAGGUUGUUGACAGAUUCCUUCACCUUCUAAACAGGCCCAGAGAGUAUUUACAACUGCAUAGGGAUACCACUGUACAAAGCCUUACCCUACAACCUUCUGUUAAAGAUGGUCUUAUUGUAUAUGAAGAUUCACCACUGGUAAAAGCAGUGAAGUUUGGACAUAUUUUGGUGAUCGAUGAGGCAGACAAAGCACCAACAAAUGUUACCUGUAUCUUAAAAACUUUAGUAGAAAGUGGGGAAAUGGUUUUGUCAGAUGGAAGGCGCAUUGUUGCCAAUCAUGCUCAUGUAGAGAGGAGAGAAAAUGUAAUAGUUAUUCAUCCUGAUUUUAGAAUGAUAGUUCUGGCAAAUAGGCCUGGAUUUCCUUUCUUGGGUAAUGACUUUUUCGGCACAUUAGGGGACAUUUUUAGUUGCCAUGCUGUUGAUAAUCCCAAACCACAGUCUGAAAUGGCUAUGCUAAGACAAUAUGGUCCUGAUGUUCCAGAGCCAAUUCUUCAGAAACUGGUAGCUGCUUUUGGAGAGCUCAGGAGCUUAGCUGACCAAGGCAUUAUUAACUAUCCCUAUUCAACUAGAGAAGUUGUGAAUAUUGUAAAACAUUUACAGAAAUUUCCAGCUGAAGGACUCGCAAAUGUUGUUCGAAACGUGUUUGACUUUGACUCCUACAACAAGGAAAUGUGUGAAAUUUUGUACAACACUUUGCACAAGUAUGGAAUACCUAUUGGAGCAAAACCGACCAAUGUACAACUGGCCAAGGAACUGCCAUUACCAGAUCAUAAAUUUAUGGGCUACUGGAAAGUUGAUCAGCCAGGAAAUGCACAACAGAAGCUGCUGUGUCCAUCAGAAACUCAAAAAAUAGAUGUAAAGGGCCCUGUGUACUUAAAUAUUCAAGGCUUUCCAGUGGAACGACAUGAAGCCAGGUCCCUCAAUUUCACUGAAGAACUUGCUUUUUGGACACUGCCUUUAGAUGAAAUUAACAUAGUUUGUGAUGUCACUGUAACCAAAGAAGAGGAACCUGAAAACAUUCUUUAUGUUACUACCUGCAAUCCUGUUACUUUGUACUUCAUGAAUGUUUCUAGUAAGAGUGGAUACUUUGUGAAUCUUUAUGACCUCUUCCCGAGAACAGUUGGAAGUGUCUGGCAACCUUUUGUGACUGUGGCUCCUCUGGGAAAUCCACUCAAAGGUCAAGUGGUUCUACAUGAAGAGGAGAGCAAUGUUAUAUUGUUGCUGGAUACAAGCAGUGGUGCCCUUCGCCGACUUUUGCUCUUACCAGAUGCUCAAGAGUCUCCUAAAAGAACAUCAUGGUGGCGCAACAAAGAAGAGAUGAGCAACUACAAAAUGUGCCGAGAGUUUUCACACAAAAACUGGCUGGUGUUCUACAAAGAAGCAGGAAACCACCUUAUUGUGCUGGAUGUAUUGGAGGGUCAAACUCAUACCAUCUCCCUUCCGAUCAGUCUGAAAUCUGUUUUCCUGGCAGCUGAAGACCGCUGGCUCUUGGUGGAAAAUGAAACAAAUAAGAAAUUUCUUUUAACCAAGCGUGCCCAUAUGGAAGCUCAAGACAGUGAGGUUUGCCAGCUGUAUGCAUUGAGUGAAGAGCCAGCUGAAAUGGGAUUUGGCCUAACAACAGCGUCAGAACUGUGUGUGCCACAUGCAGUUUCAAGUGACCAGCUAUCUUCAGAAAACCUCAGUGCAGCUGUGGGACAAAAGAUCAGCUCCCCCAACAGGAUCUUCUCGGAUGAGCAGAAUUAUGCUACUAUUGUUAUUGGUUUCCCAGACCUCUUGUCUCCCAGUGAAGUGUAUAGCUGGAAAAGAAACUCCUCUCUGAGUCAAAAAUGUGCUUCUCCUUCUGAUCCAUUUUAUUACGGAACCCAGAGGAAAACAGGAGCUGCAAAACAAACCAAUUGUGUAACUUUAUUGGCUUCUAAUCAGAUAGUCAGAAUUUUAGCACCUGGAGACGUGCCUUUGAAAGACAUUUACCCAAAAGAUGUCACUCCUCCACAAGCUGCUGGAUACUUGGAAGUAACAGAUCUUAACUCAAAGAAAAUCAAAUACAUUGCAAUUCCUAGAUCACAGUCUCUCUCUCCAUAUACAUCAUGGCUCUCUAAGAUCUCGGAUGCCGAUGCCCUUUUGGCACCACUGGGCAAAGUAGGUUUGGUUACUGUGGACAUGGGAGGAGGUGUGAGGCUGUGGGAGACUGGGCUGGAAAGCCUCCAGCGGUCACUGCAGGACUGGAGGAACAUGAUUGGCCAAGAAGAUGGUCGUCCUGUGCAGAUAACCAUUGAGAGAGAAAGUGGUUUGGAUGUCAGUUCCCCUAAACAUGGAAAAGUGGAUCCAGACAACAUGCCACAUGUUGGUGGAAAUAUGUGGGCUGGUGGAACAGGUGGGAGAGACACUGCUGGGUUAGGUGGCAAAGGUGGGCCAUAUCGACUGGAUGCAGGCCACAGGGUUUAUCAAGUAUCUCAGGCUGAAAAAGAUGCUGUUCCUGAAGAGGUUAAGAGGGCUGCUCGAGAGAUGGGUGAAAAGGCCUUUAAACAGAGAUUGAAAGAGAUUCAGAUGAGUGAAUAUGAUGCAUCAACUUACGAAAGGUUCUCCGGAGCAGUUCGACGCCAAGUUCAGUCACUCCGCAUCAUCUUAGACAAUCUGCAGGCCAAGGGUAAGGAAAGACAGUGGCUGAGACACCAAGCUGUUGGAGAGCUAGAUGAUGCUAAAAUCAUUGAUGGGCUGACAGGAGAAAAAGCCAUAUAUAAACGACGGGGAGAACUUGAGCCACAACCUGGGAGCCCUCAGCAAAAACCCAAACGCCUGCGCCUGGUGGUGGAUGUUUCUGGCAGCAUGUACCGCUUCAAUGGGGUGGAUGGACGGCUGGAACGCUCCAUGGAGGCUGUCUGCAUGGUCAUGGAAGCUUUUGAGAAUUAUGAGCACAAAUUCAAGUACGAUAUUGUUGGACAUUCAGGAGACGGCUUCAACAUCGCAUUGGUUGGGAGUGACAAAGUUCCCAAGAACAAUAAGCAAAGAUUAGAGAUUCUUAAGACUAUGCACGCCCAUGCUCAGUUCUGCAUGAGUGGAGACCACACCUUGGAAGGGACAGAGCAUGCCAUUCGUGAAAUUGCCAAGGAAGAGGCUGAUGAGUAUUUCGUUAUCGUCUUAAGUGAUGCAAAUCUUGAACGGUACGGCAUUCAGCCUUCAAGGUUUGCCCAGGUCUUGACCACCAAUACUCAAGUCAAUGCUUUCGCCAUAUUUAUAGGAUCCUUGGGAGACCAGGCAGACAGGCUGCAGAGGACACUACCAGCAGGUCGGUCUUUUAUUGCCAUGGAUACCAAAGAGAUCCCCCAGAUUUUGCAGCAGAUCUUCACAUCUACCAUGUUAUCAAGUGCCUAAGCAUCACUGAUGUCACGGUGUGUGAAUUUAAAGAAGAAACCCACUCCUGCUGCAGAUAUAAACCCUAAAGCUGAGGAUAAACACAUUUCUUAAUAAAAUACAUACUGUUCUCUAA